AUGGCCUCUAGCACAAUGACCGCCAGUACGCCCAAUGGCCCCGCCACGACGUCGCUGUGGGCCGACAAAUAUCGUGGGGCUACGGUCGAAGACCUGGACCCACCGUCCGCCCUGUCCGUCUCGCCCACCGACCCGGUCUCGCACGCCCUCAUGUCGGCUUUCGAGCGCGACUACACGCAUUUGACCGUCCUGUCGCCGGAGAACCGCGCGCUGCUCGGAUAUCUCAGCAUCCCACGACUUAAGGAACUGCUCAAGGAGGGAAAGGUCCAGGAAACCAGCCCUGUCAGGGAUGUCAUGCUGCGCUUCCGCCGCAAAGGCCGCGUUUACAAGGUCAUCACAAUGGAUACACCACUCGAGGAGCUCGAGGAAUUUUUCGAGGGAAAGGGCACCGAGGGCCAAAAGCAAGACUUUGCAGUCGUGACGGAUGCGAGCAGGCGGUUCGUGCUGGGAGUAGCCACCAGGUCGGAUCUGGAGGAGUUUGUGAAGAGGAGGCCCUAG
Messenger RNA from Lasiodiplodia theobromae, 498 nucleotides. RefSeq names its product Cystathionine beta-synthase. The record is from RefSeq and is a predicted model, not a curated record. The transcript is spliced from 2 exons. Bases 1 to 498 code for a protein of 165 amino acids. Lineage: Eukaryota; Fungi; Ascomycota; Dothideomycetes; Botryosphaeriales; Botryosphaeriaceae.